This is a messenger RNA of Musca domestica (house fly), 1187 nucleotides long. RefSeq names its product putative glutathione-specific gamma-glutamylcyclotransferase 2. The transcript has a single exon. Lineage: Eukaryota; Metazoa; Arthropoda; Insecta; Diptera; Muscidae. The record is from RefSeq and is a predicted model, not a curated record. Gene Ontology annotation, cellular component: cytoplasm. Gene Ontology annotation, biological process: glutathione catabolic process. Bases 105 to 1091 code for a protein of 328 amino acids. Gene Ontology annotation, molecular function: glutathione specific gamma-glutamylcyclotransferase activity; gamma-glutamylcyclotransferase activity.
AGUUGUUUUUUUUUUGGAGUGAAUCAAAUUUGAAAUCCCUGUUAUCGCUCUUUUUGUUUUGAUUAUUAUUUCCAGACAUCCUCCUUUUGCACACGUCUUUCCAAAUGUCCUGUGAUCCUGCUGAUAUACAAUCGAUUUACAAUGAACAUUUUCGAAAUUUGGUGGAAAUCAAUGAGACUACAACAACAACUAACUCAUCAUCAGCCUCGUCUGGAAGUGCCAGUGCCACGACGGACAUAACAAAAGCCCAUGCAGAUAUAUACAAUCCUGCGGUGAAGUUUACCGACGAUGACAUUUGGAUAUUUGGUUAUGGAUCCUUAAUGUGGAAAAUUGACUUUCCCUGUAUCGAUUGGCAACGUGGCUACAUUUGUGGUUAUCAGCGGCGUUUUUACCAGCACAGUAUUGAUCAUCGGGGUGUACAUGUAAAACCUGGACGUGUAGUGACCUUAGUACCAGCCACGGCGAAUGACCGGGUUUAUGGAGUGGCAUAUCGAGUGGCGGCCAGCGAACGAGAAUCGGUUAUAAAACAUUUGGAUUUCCGUGAAAAGAAUGGCUAUGAACGGUGUACUGUGACAUUCCAUGUUUUCAAUACGGAGGGUGAUGAAAAAAGUACAGAGAAAUCCUUUGACAUAGUUAUUUACAUUGCCACACCGGAGAAUGAAUCAUGGGCCGGUGAUGGCGAAAAUAGUCAAAUUGAAAAUAUUGCUGAACAGAUAUUCAGCUCAGCCGGGCCGAGUGGUCGCAAUCGGGAGUAUCUUUUCAAUUUAGUUAAAUCCAUGGAACAUUUAUUUCCCGGUGUGCGGGAUGAUCACUUAGUGGAAUUGGAAGAGGCUGUUAGACGUCGCAUUGCCAAAGAUGAGGAGCCAUUGUUGGAGGUAGCUAUGAAAAAGGAAUUGCAGGAGGUCCUCUGCUGCCGGGAAAAGGAAAUUAAGAUGAAUGCAGAAGAACGUGUCUCGUGGCAGCAGAGUAAAAUUGAUCAUCUGAUAAAGUUUUGCCAUAAAACUGGCUGGCGUGAAUACUUUCUUGCCAAGGAGCUAUAUGGCAUACAAAUUUUGAGUUUAUGGAACGACGAUGAUCGUCGGAAAUCUUAGAAUGAAAGAGAGGAAGAAUGUAUAGAGCUGUUAUACAAUAGAAAAUUAAUAAAAGGCAUGAAAAAAAUAGAAACAAACAGAUGCUCUGUUCUAGAA